AUGUCUGAAUCAGGUGCUGGUGACGCUACUGUAGCACCCGUACUGUCUACAGUGGCGGAUGACGAUGUUUUUGUACUACAAAAGUACGAAACUUUGGAGAAAGAGAGGUUAUUCUACUUGGGCCCUCGAUGUAAAGAUGAUCUUUCCGGGAGCAUUGAUGAGUACUAUGCACUGGAUGAGAUUGCACAGCAGUUGAAACGUCAUGCAGACUGGAGGAAAAUUACCCUUCAGUUCCCAGAUUCGCUGGUGCAUGAUUCAAGCUUGGUGACUCAAUUACUACAGGAUAAAUUCCGUGAUGAUGACAGACAGUUUUGGGUGGUAGCUGAUACUGCCUAUAGUGCCUGCUGCGUUGAUGAAGUAGCAUCAGAACACGUUAGUGCAGAUGUGGUGGUUCAUUUUGGAGACGCAUGUUUGAAUGCCGUACAGACUUUGCCUGUGGUGUAUUCCUUUGGCAGACCACAACUGGAUUUAUCUCAUGUGGUUAAUCGAUUCAAAGAGCAGUACGAAAAAGAUGAUAAAGUGUGUCUCAUGGCCAAUGCUCCAUAUACAAGACACAUUAGAGCACUUUAUGACGAAUUGAAAUCAGAAUAUCCAAAUCUAAUAUAUGCGCAGAUCAAUAAGAAUUUAUUGGAACAUAAUUGUACCAUAGUCGGUCAUAACAGUGAAGCAGACGCUCAACGUGAGCCUAUCUUUAGCCUAGGUAAUCGCGUUUUGCUGGCUGAUGACGCAGUGGAGCCCAUCAGCAGCAAACCAAUGGACGCAGGCUACCACCUUUUCUACAUUAACAUUCCCCAAGAUCCACAUCUACUGUUUCUGACGACCCAGUUCCAAUCUGUGAAAUUGUAUGAUCCCAAAAAUGCAGAUAUCAGUCAAGGUCCCUUUCCCUCUUUGAUGAAACGUUACAAGUACAUGCAUAUUGCCAGAACCGCAGGAUGUAUUGGUAUUUUAGUCAACACACUGUCAUUGAGAAACACUAAAGAAACUAUCAAUGCCCUCAUUGAGCUCAUUAGAAGUAAUGACAAAAAGCAUUAUUUAUUCGUGGUUGGUAAACCCAAUGUAGCCAAAUUGGCUAAUUUUGAGCCAGUCGACAUCUGGUGCGUCUUGGGCUGUGGUCAGGGUGGUAUUAUCCUGGAUCAGUACAAUGAAUUUUACAAACCUAUAAUUACACCAUAUGAGUUAACAUUGGCGCUCAACGAAGAAGUAACAUGGACAGGUAACUGGGUCGUCGAUUUUAAGCAAGUGCUGAACGACAUUGGAAAGCAGAUUGAGCAAUCAGAUACCAAUGCUGACAGUAAUGGUGGUGUUGAUUCUGAUGAAGAUAAACCAGAAUUCGACUUAGUGACCGGUAAAUCCGUCUCUACUUCAAGGCCGCUACGACAACUUCGUCAUUUGGAAUUAGAAGCUGCGGAUGGCUCCUCCAAUAACGAUAGCUCUACAUCUUCAUCACAGGGACUGACCCAAAGAUCGACGAAUGGUGGGGUCAUUAUCAAGGGAACUGUUUCUACAUCUGCCGGCUAUUUGCAGAACCGAGCAUGGUCGGGAUUGGGUAGCGACUUCCAAGGACAAGAAGAUUUUGAUGAGGAUGGUGCGACAGUAGAAGAAGGUCGCUCAGGCAUUGCAUCUAAAUACGAAUCUGACCUUCAGAAGGCCAAGCGUAGUUAA
This is a messenger RNA of Zygosaccharomyces rouxii, 1662 nucleotides long. RefSeq names its product 2-(3-amino-3-carboxypropyl)histidine synthase (gene DPH2). The coding region runs from base 1 to 1662 and encodes 553 amino acids. Lineage: Eukaryota; Fungi; Ascomycota; Saccharomycetes; Saccharomycetales; Saccharomycetaceae. The record is from RefSeq and is a predicted model, not a curated record. Gene Ontology annotation, molecular function: 2-(3-amino-3-carboxypropyl)histidine synthase activity. Gene Ontology annotation, biological process: protein histidyl modification to diphthamide. The transcript has a single exon.